AUGAAGCGAUUCAACCGGACCAAUGGCCUUCCACAGCCUGAAAGAAUAAGUUCCCUCCAAUGGGAGUCCAAACGUCAAACCAAUGAUUCCAUCAACUUUAUCGGCAUCCGGUGGGGGAAGUUGCCGAUUCGAACGAAAACAACUAAAGACAAAACAAACUGCCGCAAGCGCAAGAAGCCAGACAGCGGCAACGAAGCUCAAGAUUCUCUCCCAUUCUCAUCUCACUCUUCAUCGGUUGGGAGUGAGACGGUAAAUGAGAGAAGUCCGGGCCGACCAGUUCACGAUUCCGACAGCUCGGUUACCUUCAAGACACUUUGGGCCGAGCUAGCAGGUGUCGAAUCGCAUCCAAGAUACUGGGAGCUGUUCACGGCAGUCUGUACAAUCGAGACCAUGCAUCAGAGUUGGCAUCACAACAAUAUGGCUGUUAAACUGGUCCAACACAAUAUCUCGCCAUCUGAAGCUGCUGUUAUCUGCGACCUGAUGGAGACUCUGAGCCCAACGCUUAGGUCUUUAAUUCUAGAUAUUGACGCGAACGAAGAUCGCACUGCUCUUGAAAAUGCUUUUGGCUACAACUCAGCAUGGUCUUGUUUCAGCAGCAGGUUGAGGCCAUUGAGGAGGGCCCCGUUAAACAGGCCUACAUGA
This is a messenger RNA of Penicillium egyptiacum, 642 nucleotides long. The record is from the annotation of a GenBank genome assembly. Lineage: Eukaryota; Fungi; Ascomycota; Eurotiomycetes; Eurotiales; Aspergillaceae.